AUGAAUAUGUUCGGCACGACAGGCGGUUCCGGAGACUCACCAGCAAGGUACCCGAUUGCGGCAAAUCAAGGGCGUGACCCAUUAACACGAGGAUACGCAAGUACUAUCGGUCACCACGGAAGCUUUGGGUCAAGACCGAUUGUAAAAAGUCGAGAGGCAUGUUGGGUUGUCGGCGGCCAAGACAUGACCCAACAUUGGCAGUCCGGAGUCCCCAUGUGCGAUGAACCAGGUCCGGACUGGAACAACACUGGAGACUCAAGCUCCACGCUAGAUAUGCGGGCCGACAAGCAAGAUCAAACUCCUCAUAUACCUGCAGCGAUGGGACACAAUGAUCAGCACUCGUAUGGGGCGGAUUGGUCUCCAAGUGGAUUGGGGAACGAGCCAGUGCUGCCGAAUCCUCGAUCUGUUCUUCAAGACAAACGGCAUCCAUUGCCGAUCAUUAGCAUCAAGCCACCGAGUGGCGAAUGUGGAGUGAGUGACUCCGGAGACGCAAGCGCGUGGUCAUCAUACACCUAUGCAACAGCAACCAGAUCAACAUUGCCAAGGUACUAUACUCCAAGAUCUGAGGUAGAUUUGGGAAAUUGGUCAGGCUUGCAUCCUUCCCUGGAGGGAUACGGCCAGGCUUCCUCAUAUCGACGGUGCUCGACGGGGUCGAUAGCGUCCGCGCCGGACCGAAUCCAAAUGAGUGCGUUCGAUCACACGGUAAAUCCCGCGGAGUGUUGUGGCUGGCCGUCUCCUAGUGAGUCUUCCAACAUGUCGGACCUGCAGGAAGUCCAGCAGUUUCAGUACGACUAUUCUAUGAGUCCAUCAGCAACGAGCAUGACUCUUGAGGCUUCUGGACCAGAUGAAAGUCGCGUAAGGUGCUCUGAGCCUGGAUGCCGUGCCAGAUUCCAAGGGACCUACGCGAAGGGAAGUCUUGCACGCCACCGGCGUCUGAAGCAUGGUAGCUACCAGCAUCAAGAGGGGCGGGAAUAUGUUUGUGAAGAGCCUGGAUGUUCGAGGAGCUACAAACGCCAAGAUGCACGCUUGAAGCAUUAUCGCAAGGCCCAUCGCCACCUCGCCCCUGGCCCAGCGUUGUCGCGUUCGAAGUAUCAGUCGAUGUGAUUGUGCUGUGGCAUGUAAACCAAGCUCUUUACUGUUAUCGUCAAGAUCGUUGAGCUGAUGUUGAAUCAGUCGUUACGUCAAAAUACGCUCAAUGAUCUGAACCGAUUUGGAGGAUCUGUCCUCGGUCGCCUAUGUCCGCACAUUCUUUUGUC
This is a messenger RNA of Alternaria rosae, 1256 nucleotides long. RefSeq lists its product as uncharacterized. Lineage: Eukaryota; Fungi; Ascomycota; Dothideomycetes; Pleosporales; Pleosporaceae. The record is from RefSeq and is a predicted model, not a curated record. The coding region runs from base 1 to 1104 and encodes 367 amino acids. The transcript is spliced from 2 exons.